UAACCAACCUUAUUAUCAGAUUCUUAUGAAAAUAUGAAGACUUACCAUUAUUAAAUAACGGACUGGACACAAGGAGGUUAUCAAAACUUAUAAGGAACGAGUGCCACAUAUUCUUAAAGACUACUUGAACGAGUCUUGAGGUUGAUCCACAGCGUAGGUACAGAAACAUGAAGAUUCUUAUUGUCAUUUCAUCUGUUAUUCUUUUGGCGUCAGCCAAGUUGAAUCCUGACCUCUUGAAAAAGACACAUGAUCUAUCUAAUGAUGCAAAACAACUUCAUUCUUUCGUCACUGAAAUGAUAUUGGAUAACAUUGAGGAAGGAAAAAGCAUUUUCCAUGCAGAACUUGCAAGCCUAAAGGAAGAGUUGGAAAAAUUGACCGAAAAAAUUACAGUACCAGAAGAGGUGUCCUUCUUUUCUAAAGAAGAAGGAAAAGAGAGAAAAGAAUUUCUGGAGAAGGUAAAAGAAAAAAUGACGGCGACAAGCCUUGAAGUUGUACGAGCAGUUUUCGAAGCCGCACGACAUUGUCGUGGCGACGAUGAUGUUGUGAUAGGAAGAAUUCUCGGCAAAAAGUCGGAAAAACGUGACAACGAAGAAGCUACUAGUUGUCUGCAAGGAAACCCUGAGAGAGAAAAUAUUGCAAGCAUGCUGUUGGAUCUUGACACGCUUGUCCAAAAUGGUUUCCUCAAGAUUGCGCAAGGUUUCAUUAAAGCUUACCAAGAGAUUAUGGCAAACCACUUGGAAGACUUGAUCCCUCGAAGUAUUGAUUCAGACGUAAAACUUCUUCAAGAGGCAUCUGGCGAGAGACUUGAUUCUGUAUUGGAUCGCAUCGAUUUAACACUUGAGCAAAUGGUAAAAGCUGCAAAAUAUUUUGAUGAGCACAAGAAAAUGAUGUUUGUCGAGGUGAAAAAAACUCAAGCUGCAAUGAAAUCUGUUGAUAAGGAUGGCCAACAGAAAGUUUCAAGUGCCAUCAGAGAUGUUUACUCAGAUGCAAGAGAUGCUUUUAAAACUAUUCGCGAGGCUCUCCGUAAAAAAGAGUAGUGCAAAGAAAGAGAAAUAAUGAUUAAAAAUAA
Molecule: messenger RNA, 1069 nt
Organism: Hydractinia symbiolongicarpus
Lineage: Eukaryota; Metazoa; Cnidaria; Hydrozoa; Anthoathecata; Hydractiniidae
Exons: 6
Coding region: 168-1037 (289 amino acids)
Source: RefSeq, a predicted model, not a curated record